AUGUUCGCUCUCGCCUCCUCCGCCGCCGCCGUUCGCGUCACCGUCCCGGUGAACUCCAAGCGCUCCGUCGUCGCUCGCGCCGGCUUCAAGGACUCCGUCGCCGGCAAGUCCAACUGGAACUCCUACGAAGGUGCCGACGAAAAGCUUCUCUCCCCGGAAGAGCUCAAGGCUAAGAACGCCGAGGAAGAGAAGAAGAUCCAAGCUCGCCGCGCCGAGGCCGCCAAGAAGAUGGAAGCCGAGCGCAAGGCCGCGGGCAUGUAA
Molecule: messenger RNA, 261 nt
Organism: Ostreococcus tauri
Lineage: Eukaryota; Viridiplantae; Chlorophyta; Mamiellophyceae; Mamiellales; Bathycoccaceae
Product: unnamed product
Exons: 2
Coding region: 1-261 (86 amino acids)
Source: RefSeq, a predicted model, not a curated record